Messenger RNA from Centropristis striata (black sea bass), 6869 nucleotides. It is a transcript of the gene adgrb1a, whose product is annotated as adhesion G protein-coupled receptor B1a. NCBI's taxonomy places the organism in Eukaryota, Metazoa, Chordata, Actinopteri, Perciformes, Serranidae. Gene Ontology annotation, cellular component: plasma membrane. The record is from RefSeq and is a predicted model, not a curated record. Gene Ontology annotation, biological process: G protein-coupled receptor signaling pathway; negative regulation of angiogenesis; cell surface receptor signaling pathway. Bases 723 to 5510 code for a protein of 1595 amino acids. Gene Ontology annotation, molecular function: G protein-coupled receptor activity. The transcript is spliced from 32 exons.
GAGAGCCCGAGACGCGCGCGAGCCAGCCCUCUUUGAUUUGCCGCUCCGUUAAACCUCCACAUCCACCUGGAGACCUGAGACCUGGACACCUGGAGACCUGGAGACCUGCAGACGCGGAUCUGGAGAAUAACUUUUUGACUCAAAUCUAUGCAUUUCUGGAAUAACACUCAACAACAACUGCGAAAAAGGAGUUUCCCUUCAUAAAUUAAAGAGGAGCGGACGACGUUUCAUUUUGGAACAAUGUAAGAAAACAGCUGUCGGUGAAUCUAUUCACAGUGGAGCUCAGUCGGAACUAUAACGGACAUUUAGAACUCCUCUCUGAGUUUUCCCAUCUCCUUUAAUCCAUUAACGCUUCAUCUGUUUUACUCAAUAUAAGACGACAUUGUCGUUUGUAACCAGGCGUGUUGUGGACUUAUCCCCAGGCUUUUGGAUUGCUGAAUGCCCUGUGAACGCACCGCGCUCUGACCACUGACACUAUGCAUCAAAGCAACUAACUUAAGGUUCUUGUGGAUCUCUGGGUUGACUGAUGCAGCCAUGGGCCAAUCGCUGGAUCUUUGAGAGCAACCUUCCUCCCCCUCCUCCUCCUCCACCACGUCCUCUUCCUCUUCCCCCAUCACUCCUUCUCUUCUUCCUUUGCCCUGCACAGCUGGACCUUUAGUCCUCCAAAGCCAGAAACCUGCCAUCAACCUGUGACGACUUCUCCUCGCCUUUAUCUGCAAACCAUGACCAGCAUUGUUCCUUGGAUCCCUGGCCAGUCACAGUGGCCUCUCCCACUGCUCCUCGUCUGUUUAGCCCAUGUGCUGCUGAUGGAGGGGUGUUGCCAUGCAGCGCCCUCCGGCCCAGAGUCUGACUCCUGCUCCACCCUAGUCCAGAGCCGCUUCUUUGGCUUCUUCCUGUCCUCAUCGGUGUUCCCCACCAUGCCUUGUUCCUGGACCCUGCAGAACCCUGAUCCACGACGCUACACCAUCUUCAUCAAAGUCACCAAACCUACUGAGGACUGUGUGCCGUCGCAGCUCCGUACCUUCCAGUAUGACUCCUUCCUGGAGACCACGCGCACCUACCUGGGCAUGGAGAGCUUCGAUGAGGUGGUGAGGCUGUGUGAUUACUCCGCCCCGGUGGCCUUCCUGGAGGCCGGGAAGCAGUUUCUCCAAAUGAGGAAGGGACCGCAUCGGGCUGGGAAGGCAAUCACAGACGGCAACGGGGAUUUCAAAACAGAAUACCUGGUGGUGGGGAAGCGCAACCCUAGCAUGGCAGCCUGCCAGAUGCUGUGCCAGUGGCUGGAGGACUGUCUGACCUCCAGCACGUCUAACAGGCCCUGUGGCAUCAUGCAGACUCCAUGUCUGUGUUGGGAGCCGCCACCACAACUCAGCGAGGGCGAUAGCUGCUAUCACAAUGGAGUUUACCUGGAAAACUGUUUACCCUCCGUCAAAGAGAGCGGAAAGAAUGCCGAGAUAAAUGGUGGCUGGAGUGCGUGGGGCCAGUGGGCCCAGUGCAGCAGCGAGUGUGGAGGCGGGAUUCAAACGCGGGUUCGGAGCUGUCAGUCACCUCCGGAGGAGUCCUACCUGUGUGAAGGUGUGGUGGAGGAGGGCCGGCCGUGCAACGCACAGCCCUGCACCGGCAAAGGUCGCCACUUCUCUCGCAGCCAAUCGCUUCGCUCGGUGGACAGCCGCAAGCGUGAUGACGUAGAGAAGCCCCGCAGCGGACAGCAGAGCUCUCAGACAGUAGACACAGCUUCAGGUGAGGAGUGGUCAGCGUGGAGUGUGUGUUCUGCCACGUGUGGGGAGGGCUGGCAGAGUCGCACUCGUUUCUGUGUGUCCUCCUCCUACAGCACCCAGUGUAGUGGGCCACUGCGUGAGCAGAGACCUUGCAACAACUCUGCUGUUUGUCCAGUUCCUCUGAUUGCAGUGCACGGCGCUUGGGACGAGUGGUCACCGUGGAGUUUGUGUUCAUCAACUUGUGGCCGAGGUUACAGGUCCCGGACCAGAACCUGCACUCCCCCACAGUUUGGGGGAGAUCCCUGUGAUGGCCCAGAGAAACAGACUAAAUUCUGCAACAUAGCUGUCUGUCCAGUGGAUGGUGUGUGGAACGAGUGGUCCAGCUGGAGCUCCUGUUCUGCUUCCUGCUCUAACGGGACCACGCAGAGGACCAGAGAGUGUAACGGGCCCUCGUACGGAGGAUCGGAGUGUCGAGGAGAAUGGCUGGAGACCGUCGACUGCUUCCUGGGGGAGUGCCCAGUGGAUGGCAAGUGGCAGACCUGGUCUCUGUGGUCGGGCUGCUCUAAGACCUGUGGAGGGGGGAGCCAGCAGAGGAACAGGGUUUGUUAUGGGCCCUUCUUUGGAGGGCAGCCGUGUCCUGGAGAACGAGAAGAGGUCCGGCACUGUAAUGAGAAGAGAUGUCCAGAACCUCAUGAAAUCUGCGAUGAGGACAACUUCUCCAACGUGGUGUGGAAGAUGACUCCAGCUGGAGACACAGCCGCCGUCCGCUGUCCCCCCAAUGCCAUGGGGCUCAUCCUGCGGCGCUGCUCGCUGGACGAGGAGGGCAUCGCCUACUGGGAGAACCCCACCUACAUGAAAUGCAUUUCUAAUGAUUACCGCAGUAUACAGACUUUGACUCGGGAGCACCUGUCCAAAGCGCAGCGUGGCCUUGUGGGAGAUGGAGUCUCCGAGGUGAUGACCAAGCUGAGGGUGACCUCCAGUGAUGGAACCAGCUACAGCGGAGAUCUGUUGGCCAUCCUGGACGUGCUGAAGAACAUGACGGAGAUCUUCAGGAGGGCGUACUACAGCCCCAGCAGCACAGACAUGAGGAACUUUGUGCAGUCAGUCAGCAAUCUGUUGAUGGAGGAAAACAGGGAGAGAUGGGAGGAAGCACAACUGUUGGGGCCGAACAUCAAAGAGCUGUUCCGUCUGGUGGAGGACUUUGUGGACGUCAUCGGUCUGAGGAUGAAAGACUUCCAAGACAUGUAUGAAGUCACUGAUAACCUAGUUUUGAGCGUCCAUAAGCGUCCAGUUGUGGGUCAUGCAGACAUCAGCUUCCCUAUGAAGGGCUGGAGGGGCAUGGUGGACUGGGCCCGAAGCUCUGAGGACAGAGUCACCAUCCCAAAGAACAUCCUGUCGACUGGCAAGCCAGAUGCAGACGAGUCCUCCACGUUUGUAACCGGCAUCGUUCUGUACAGAAACCUGGGCAGCAUCCUGACUCUGCAGAGAAACAGCACAGUCCUCAACUCCAAGGUUCUGUCUGUGGCCAUCAAGCCCUCACCUGCUUCCCUCUCGGCUCCGGUUGUAGUCGAGUUCUCUCAUCUCUACAACGGAACAACCAACCAGACCUGCAUAUCCUGGGACGAGAGUGACAGCUCCUCUCUGCUGGGAUCCUGGUCUGCCAGGGGCUGCAAAGCCGUGCUAGUCGACUCAUUCAGAACCAAAUGCGUGUGUGACAGACUGUCCACCUUCGCCAUUUUAGCACGGCUAAACCCCGACAUGAACAUGGAUAAGACACAGCUCCCCUCCGUGACGCUGAUCGUGGGCUGUGGAGUGUCUUCACUCACAUUGUUGCUGCUCAUCAUCAUCUAUGUUUCUGUCUGGAGGUACAUACGGUCAGAGCGCUCUGUGAUUCUCAUCAACUUCUGCCUCUCCAUCAUCUCCUCCAACGCUCUUAUUCUCAUCGGACAGACACAGACACGGAAUAAGGUCUUGUGCACCCUGAUUGCUGCGUUUCUUCAUUUCUUCUUCCUGUCGUCGUUCUGCUGGGUGCUGACGGAGGCGUGGCAGUCCUACAUGGCGGUGACGGGCCGCCUCAGGAACCGCAUCAUACGCAAGCGUUUCCUGUGUCUGGGCUGGGGUCUCCCUGCGUUAGUCGUGGCCAUCUCAGUGGGAUUCACCAAGGCAAAGGGAUACGGAACACCGAGCUACUGCUGGCUGUCUCUGGAAGGAGGGCUUCUCUAUGCAUUUGUUGGACCUGCUGCAGCUGUUGUCUUGGUUAACAUGGUUAUUGGGAUUCUCGUUUUUAACAAACUGGUGUCCAAAGACGGCAUUACUGAUAUGAAACUAAAGGAGAGGGCGGGUCAGAUGACAGUGCCACUGUACAAUAUGACGCUCAAAUGUGCCAAGUGCGGAGUUAUCUCUUCGGCUGACGUUUCCACCACAGCUACCAGUAACGCCAUGGCCUCACUGUGGAGCUCCUGUGUGGUGUUGCCCCUGUUGGCCCUCACAUGGAUGUCAGCUGUUCUGGCCAUCACAGACCGCCGCUCCGCACUGUUCCAAAUCCUCUUCGCUGUCUUUGAUUCACUGGAAGGCUUCGUCAUCGUCAUGGUGCACUGCAUCCUCCGGAGAGAGGUCCAGGAGGCGGUGAAGUGCCGGGUGGUGGACCGACAGGAGGACACUAACGGAGACUCAGGAGGAUCUUUCCAGAACGGCCAUGCUCAGCUCAUGACUGACUUUGAGAAGGACGUGGAUAUGGCGUGCAGAUCAGGCACUAUGAAGCGCUCCUCCCUCCAAGGGGAGGAGAAGGCCUCCUCCGGGGCCCUCAACCUCCAGAAAGGUUCUAACUUUAACACCAUGCCGGCCAGCAUGGCCAAGGUCCACCUCCAGAACGUGACGGACUACACCAGCCACACCCUGACGCUGCGCCGGGAGAAGGGUCCCGCCAAGGGGAUCAGCACCGAGCUGCCGGGGGCCAAGUCCAUCUACAUCUGUGACGGGGAGCUCUUCAAACAGCUGGACGGAGAUCUGCCCCGGGGGAACGGGGAGGGCAGCAGCUCCGAGGGCGGGGGCAAAGGCCCGGGGUACGUCAUCCUGCCCCCCAACAACACGGGGACCCUGAAGCCGGCCAAAGGGAAGGAGGAGGCCAAGUACAACAUCAGCAUCGAGCAGCUGCCUCAGACCAGGCUCAUCCACCUGGCCAACCCCGCCAGCGGGGAGCCGGUGCCCGGCUUCGGCCUGAAGAGCCUCCCUGCUGACCAGAUCAGUGUCUCCUGCUCCGACAGAGACUCACCUGCACACAACCUGCACAACGUGCCCAGAGACUCCCAGGUGGCCAACAGCAUGUGUGACGGGGGAGAUAACGGGAACUCUGGAGUGAUCUCCAAGAGUGAGACGGUGUCCACGCUGUCCAUGAGCUCCCUGGAGAGACGAAAAUCGCGCUAUGCAGAGCUUGACUUUGAGAAGAUUAUGCACACCCGGAAACGCCACCAGGACAUGUUUCAGGACCUGAACAGGAAGAUUCACAGUGCAGACAAGGAUAGAGAAUCUCCACCUGUUGAUGCCAAAGCUGCCAAAAGAUGGAGUGUGUCCUCAGCCAGCAGUGACAAGACCAACAUGAGUGACAAGCAGCAGACUCCCAGUAAGAGGGCGUGGGAGGGCAUCAGGAAGCCCCACUCCCCCCCCUCCUGGGUGAGGAAGGACCUGGAGACGGUGGCGGCGUCUCCUCUGGAGCUGCAGACGGUGGAGUGGGAGAAGACCAGCGCUACCAUCCCUCUGGUGGGCCAGGAGAUCAUGGACCUGCAGACAGAGGUGUGACCAACAUUCAGGCCUCACACCCACUACUUCCUGUUUUUUUUUCUCCAACGCUCUCAGACAAACAAAAAGCAGAAAAACCACACACUGCCCUGCUCUGUGUUCCUUCUCAAAGGCUGGAUGGAGAUGAAGGCCGUGUGAGGACGUGAGGGUAGGGAGGGCAUGAGGAGAGAAGCGUCACAAUAUCAGAAAAUUGAUUAAACCAAUUAAAGAGAGAACAGGAAAACAGUGUCUCUUUCUGUGUUUUUUUAUUUGAUGUUUGGAUGUUUUGGUUGUUUUUUUUUGUCUGCAAACUGCUGGUCAUCUCCCUGUAUGUGUGUCAGAUACACAGUGGCUCACAUGGUGGACAGGUUACCAUGGUAACACAUCCAGCUACUAUAUGUGCAUCAUAUAGUCAUGUAAUAAAACUCAUCGCAAAGGUAAUCAUGCAAUGUUUACCCCUGUAUUAAAUGAAUACAAUGUAAUAAUCAUGAUUACGUCUAUUUUUUUGAAUCCCUGUUGAGAGUAUUGUUGCAUCACUGUCCUGCUCUCUCCUCAUCAUCAUCAUGAUGAAGCUGUGGUAAACAGCUCCAGAUGCCUCGGGACUUGUUUUUUUUUUUUUCUUCAACACCAAUCUCUAAAGAGAAACCAACAAAUGAGGCAGACUGUCAAACAUUCACCAACGUGGCGCUCAAUGCAGUCCCCUCGUCCCUACAACUCACCCCGGUCCUUCUGGCUCCACCACGUCCCCCCUCACGGCCCUGAUGGGGCGAGCUCAGCCCCACAGUGACACCCGAGGGGAGAGGGGGUAAAAAAAAAUCAAUCAUGUUUCCCUGAGCCAACAUGGCAAGUUGCCUUCUCAUCGACGGACCCCUCAGAGAGCAGGUUGGAGGGCCUGAAGCCCCCAGAGAGCUGCAACACGGACGCUUCAGGGUCCAGAAGGAGCCACGAUCAGCAAAAACAUGCUGUCAGAAUCAGUUUCUCCAUGUACAAGCCGGCUUGGUACAGUAAAUGCAAAGUAUGAUGCUAAGGAAAAGGUACUUGUGUGUGAGAGUAUGUAUGUAUGUGUGAAUGAUGAGUGAAUGUGUAGCUAUAUAAAUAUAUCUGGUUGAUGGUUGAUGGUGGUGGUUUCUGCAGCAGGAGGAUCAGAGGGCUGGUGGUUGCACACAGAGAAAGCACAAGGCUCAUUUUGGAGUCCUGAUGUACAGCAUUGUAAUUAUUUCAACAGAGUACUACAGAAUGGAUUUUAGCCUAUAAAUAUCUUUCUUACUGUGCUUGGGGAUAGUUGUUAUCAUUAUUCUAAAUAUGAACAUGAUUAUUCUGAUACUGAUCCUCCCAUUCCCUCCUCGUCCUUCCAGGGUAUUGGACUAUACGAGUGUUCUG